AUGGCAGCCAGCCCAAUCCAGAUAUACGCAGAGCUUCUUCCCAACAUUCGUCAAGUGUCUGUAUCUGUGACGCUUCCUAGUGCUGUUGAUGCGUCGACAGUGACCGAAGUGCUUCCCGAUGGAGUGACGCUCCGCAUUCGCCAUGGCAAUUUGGUGCAGGAGCUGAGGUUGCCGGGCCCUGUGGUCGCAGCGGGUUCACGGCUGGCCAUUCCGCAGCCGAAAAGCCAGGACGGACUAAAAUACGCGUCCUGGCGCCUCCCUCUGGUCGGUCGUGCUCUCAACGGCCACAAUGCGGCAGCCUCGGCGGCGGCAGUCAACGAUCUGGCGCCAUGGUCUGCGCGAGACCUGCGGACAGGCAUGCCGGUCGCUUGUCGAUCCUGUCGGUCUGCAGUAGUCGCAGGCGAGAACAUCGGCGUAUGGAAGGACCUGCCCAGCGACAACUGGGCCGAAAUGAUGGAGUUUUGGCACUGUCACAAGCCGGACCAUCAGCCUGCUAACGGCAGUAGCAAUGGCAGUGGCGAUGCACACGAGCAUGGCAAGGCCACCAACAAGGACCUGGAAGCACGCGGCUACGGUGCCAACAGUACCAUUUCCGCACAGGCAGGCGUCGGGUUCGUGGACCUGAUUGCCCUCGUGUUCGCAGAGAGCGACUGUGGGGGGAUCGUGUAUUCAGAAUCGACCUUUGAAAAGGGCUCUUCGGACCGGAAGAGCAUCGAGAUUGAGCCCGCCCAUGGCAAAUCUUUGUUCCAGAGCCUAAAUAUAUUUUGUGCAUCGUGCCGUGUGCAGAUUGGUUACUUCAACUUUAGAAUGUUGUCUGUUACCCUGUUCAAGUGGCAAGUGCACUGCGAUACAGAGGCUACACUUCAGCCAGCACUGUCAGAGUGCCUCGCUGCAACCUUGAUGGCGACCAUUUCCCGGUCAGGCUCGUCCAAAUCCCUCAUCAUGCCUAUCUACGACAUGCUACCACUGGCUGGAUUGACGUCCGAAGAGAGGGCCUUUGCAGCUCAAACUCUAUACGUCUGGGUCCUCAACAGCAACAUACGGGCAGAGGCAGAUGCGAUCCUGGAGAAACUGAACUCUGAUGUUCAGGAGAUCAACCUCCCCGAAGGGUCCAUCCAGGCCAUCAUUGGGGAGCUGGAGGACAGCAAUACCUCGGUCCGUCCUGUGGGGGUGACAGCCUUGCGAGGCAUGGCCGACGCGGUGCGCCUGGAUAAGUACAUUCCAGCAGGCUGUCUGGUUCUUUCGGCGAAUGGCCUCACCGCACAAGACAGAAGCAUUUGGGAUGCCGCAAUGAGUGGCAACACCUGGAAGCUCGUUGCGCAUCCCGGCAGCAUACCGCCUGAGCCAGGGCCGUGUCUCAAAAUCCCCCAGCGGAUGCUGUUCCUCGACUUGGAGCCAUGGAUUCCUCUAAUGGAACCGAUAAGCAAUCGAUGGAUUUGGGUCUCAUUCAAGGCAAGUGAAGACAGCGCAGACCAUAUAAUUUGCCGAGUCUACGUGCUUCCCAACGACGUUUACCGACGACUAGUCUCUCGCUCAGGCUUACACCUGCGGAAGUACCUCGUAGCUCUCAUGAACGAACUGGACUAUUCCCCCGGAACAUGGAGCGGGCAGUGGAGGUCAGACCACUCGGCCACUACACUGGCUCAGGGUCCAGACGCAGGCAGCGUUGUUGAUGACGAUAUGGAAAUGACGCUGCUGCAAAUGUUUAAUAGCAUCUCGUCUCCCAAGCCACAGCCUGAUCUGAUAGGAGACGGUGUGAACCAGCAUGUAAUGGACUCGCUCGUUACGAGUAAGAUCCGCGGCCUGAAGUCGAAGCUGUACGGCUACCAGAGCCGCUCUGCGGCGGUGAUGCUGCAGCGUGAGCUCUGUCCUGGCCGGACCAUCGACCCUCGGUUGUUGCAGAUGCGCGACCAACAUGGCCAGACGUGGUUCUACGACGAUGUCACGGGCGAUGUGCUACGGAACCCACGCUACUACGACAAUGUGUCGGGUGGGAUCCUGGCUGAAGAGAUGGGAACAGGCAAGACGCUGAUCUGCCUGUCCCUGAUCUUGGCCACGAGAGCCUUCCCGGCAGAAAUGCCAGAAUUGUCUCGGGGCAACAUUGACGGCAGCGGAGGGACUGGUGUGAGGCGCCCAAAAAUUGGCUCUCUGGCGGACAUGGCAGCGGCGGUGAUCGCAAAGCAGUCGGUGCCAUGGAAAUUCUACCUGGAAGAGACGGACGAUAGCGUGCCGGAGCAUUACCAGAACUGCAUCGACGUUAUCAAACGAAACCCGGCACAUUACAUGCCCGAUCAUUUCAAAUUCGGCCGGGAUGCCUGCAGGAUCCCGCGCAGGUCUACGCUUCCGCCUCCAAUGCCGGAACUGGUGUAUUUGAGCAGCUGCAGUUUGGUCAUCGUGCCGGCGAACUUGGUCCGCCAAUGGCAGCAGGAGAUUGACAAACACACGGAAGGGCUAAAGGUUUUGGUGGUGUCGGGUAAGGUGCCGGUGCCAGAUGUGGCAGAUAUUCUCGAGGCCGACAUCCUACUCUUUUCGAUCCCACGUUUCGAAAAGCUGGAGCGGGACCGCCGGGUGACGGGUAACGGGGUCGUGUUCAAGUCGCCGCUGGCAUCAGUGCACUUCAAGCGAGUGAUUGUGGACGAGGGACACCGGCUGGGUAAUUCGCGAAUGGGAGCGAAGUCGAACGUGCUACUCGUGCUGGAGCUGCUGCAGGCCUCGGCACGGUGGAUCGUGACGGGCACACCAUCGACAGGGCUAUUCGGCGUAGACGAUACAAUGCCGGGGACGCCGAGCAGCAAGACGAACGAGACGGAAGAGACAGUGAAAAAGGCAGAGAUGGCUGGUUCUAACAAGCUGGGCGCAUCAUCGCAUCAGCAGGAGCGGAAGGACUUGGAGCGGAUCGGGGCUAUGGCGAGCCUGUACCUCAAGGUGCGGCCGUGGGCCAACAGCGCCAACGAGCGCGGCGACACGCCUGCAGACUGGGCAAUAUAUGUGAUGCAGCCGAAGCACAGCAGCCGCAGCAGCGGGCGAAAGAAUUGUCUGCGUUCGACGCUGGACUCACUCAUUAUCCGGCACCGAAAAUCGGAGGUGGGCGACCUUCUGCCGCCGGUGGUGGAGAAGAUUGUGCUCCUGGACGGCUCAUACCAAGACCGGCUCUGUCUGAAUCUGUUCUCGAUGAUGAUCGUUUUCAACGCGGUUCAGUCGCAGCGGGCGGACCAGGACUACCUCUUCCACCCGCGGCAGCGUAGCGCACUGCUACAGCUGGUCAAUAACACGCGACAGUCGACCUUUUUCGGCGGCUACUUUUAUUCGACCACGGAGAUUGCCCGGGCGGUGCAGACAGCUGAGAAGUUUCUGGCGGACAGCAAGGUGGCCAUAAGCGCCAAAGACGAGAAGAUGCUACGUGAGGCCAUUGCGUUUGGGUUGAUGGCCAAGGACAACAAGUUCAAGCGGCUUGUGGAUGAGUUCCAUGAAGUGCCCGUCUACGUGCGCGACUUCCCGGGGGUGGACCAGGCUGGAGGGCAGCUUGCAGAUGCAUGGUCCAUCGAUGCAGGUGAUGACGAGGCGGCUAAAAAUGAGACUGAAGGCUCAGAAAGUACAAGGAUGACCUGCACGGCAGCUCCUCUGAUUCGAGCGCUUCAACAAUUUUUGCGGCCGUGUAUAGAUGCGCCACACUCUCUCGAAGUCAUGUUUAAGGACGGCCGGUUCGUCCGAAAGGGCCAAGAAGUGCGGGAGAGGAUACGGGUGCAGAGGGCGGAAGCAAGACAGGGACAGCAGGCAGAGGAUCAGCAGAACCACCAAGACUCGCGAUCGAGGUCAAGAACGAAGGUGACGCCGAAGCUGGCUGGUGACACCGGCCUGGGAGAUGACGGGGGCAACAGUCUGAAGCGACGAGGAGGUCUGAUAACACCGUCGGUCCCCGAGAUGGACCCGAAGAUGAGCAAUGCGAUCAGCACUCCGAUGAUUGCAGAGAUUGCAGAGCCGCUUGCAAGGGCACAAAUAGUGUCGACAGCGUCAGCGAAGCUAUCGUACCUGCUCGAUGCGAUCGUGCGGCACCAGGAGACGGAGCAGAUAAUUGUGUUUUAUGACAGCGAGAAUGUGGCAUUCUACCUGGCAGAGCACCUGGAGAUGCUGCAGGUGCACCACCUGAUUUACGCGCGCGGCAUCACGGCCGAGCGGCGGGCGCAGUACGUCGAGACGUUCAACGGCAACGCGCGCUUCCGCGUGCUGCUGAUGGACCUCUCGCAGGCAGCAUUUGGGCUGGAUAUGCGGUCGGCAUCACGCAUCUAUUUUAUCGGUCCGGUACUGAACCCGCAGGUGGAAGCCCAGGCCAUCGGCCGGGUGCGGCGCAUCAGCCAACAGCGACAGGUAUCGGUCGAGACGCUGGUGCUGCGGGACAGCGUGGAGGAGCUGAUUGUGGAGCGUCGCCGGAGCAUGACGCAGGCGGAACAUCGCACGAUGAAAACGAUUCUAGACGACCGGCCGAUCUUUGAGUGGAUUCUGCAUGCGGGCUUUGGACGGGUGGAAGACCCCGACGAAGGUCUGGUGGGCGUGACGAAGAGCAAUGCUGCAGCUGCAUCUAAAUCAACACCAACGGAAAAGCGUGAGCUGCCCAUCGACGAGAAGACCGAACCGGAACGGCCACCAGCCAAGAAAAAAGCAAGACUGUCAGGCGUGCAGGUUCGGUUUGUCAACUCGCCAGAAUGA
Grosmannia clavigera kw1407 is the source of this 4704-nucleotide messenger RNA. RefSeq names its product snf2 family helicase. Bases 1 to 4704 code for a protein of 1567 amino acids. Lineage: Eukaryota; Fungi; Ascomycota; Sordariomycetes; Ophiostomatales; Ophiostomataceae. The record is from RefSeq and is a predicted model, not a curated record. Gene Ontology annotation, molecular function: ATP-dependent chromatin remodeler activity; ATP binding. The transcript has 5 exons.